This is a messenger RNA of Entamoeba invadens IP1, 1329 nucleotides long. RefSeq lists its product as hypothetical. The record is from RefSeq and is a predicted model, not a curated record. Lineage: Eukaryota; Evosea; Mastigamoebida; Endamoebidae. The coding region runs from base 1 to 1329 and encodes 442 amino acids. The transcript has 2 exons.
AUGGACGAGAAAGAAAUCUACUUAAAUUGCACAACAAAAUUACCAGAGAUCAUAAAACGAGUUGAUGACGUUAUAGAACUCACACGAAAGUACUCUGAAUUUUAUGAACAACGCGGAACUAUUGAAAUGGAAAGUAGUAAAAAGAUGAUGAUAAAUGUGGAAAAUAUUUUAUUGUUUGGUGUACAAACUAAUAGUAAAGAAGCUAUGAAUCAACCAAUUCAAGACGUUUUAAACGAAUUGGAAAAUGAAUGUGAAACAACAGCCGCCAUCUCUCAAAAAACGGGACAAAUGCUAAUCAAUGAAGUAUCACAACCAUUAAGUAAUGUACUUAAAGAAAUCGAGACACAGAAAAAGCAAAUACUUUUGGAGAGAGCAAAGAAAAUGAAAGUGUACGACGAUUUAAAUUCAUAUGCGCUGAGGUCUGAGGCGUUUUAUUUAACACAUUUAAGAGACACAAAAGACAUGAAAAAGAAAGUCGAAGCCACACCUAAUGAUAUGAAAGUGAUAGCCAAAUAUAACAAAUUGGUUAUAUCAUGUCAUGAAGCGGAAAGUAAAUAUCAAAACGCAGUAGAAAAGGUGAAUACAUGUCGAGACAUGUUAUAUCAUAUUGAAUUGGUUAAAGUAGUUCAGAAAUUAUACGAAUUAUUUUCAUAUCACCAAGUCGAGUUUUACAAAGCUAUACAUCGAGCGUUUGAAAUACUUAAAACUAAGCAAAAUAGAACUAAUCAGAGCCUUGAAAAGUCACCACAACUUUUAGAAGACAUACAGAAGAGUAGUGACGUGAUCGAUUAUUUCAAAAGGAUUGGUGAGACUUACAAGGAAAUGAAGUUCGAGUUGAAAGUCGAGAGAGUCGAAGAAAUAAAAAUCGAAGAGAAAGAAAAGUCCGGCUGGGGAUUUUCAAGUUUGGUUAACAAGAUGAAUACCUCAAUCAAUGAAAUCACUCAACAGAGUGAUAAAUUGUUCAAGAGUGAAGUAUUCACUAAGCCAGUCUUUUCUUUCGGGAAGAGAGAAGAAGAAAUUGUGGAGAAGAAAGAUACAAGUGAUUUGAAUAAUAAAGUCGAUGUGAUCAAUAAAGAGAAUCAAAGUAUGACAACAGAAGAUGGUAAUGAAUCAAAUGAUAUAAAAAUUGUUGAAACAAAUGAUAAAGUUGACAAAGAAGUGCAUGAAAAUGGCAUUGAAGUAAAAAUUCAACCAAUUGAAAAGAAACACGAAGAAUGUGUUGAACCAACAAGGGCAAGUGAUGUGGAACAUAAAGAAGAUAAUGACGUUUUGGAUCAAAAUGAAGAUGAAGAUGAGGAGGAAGAAGAAGAAUCAAACGCAUUUAUUUAA